UUAGAAAUUGGUUGAAAAGUAUGGCUUACAGUGGCAACCAUUUUUUCUAAGGUUGCUAUUCCAAUAUAAUUUACCUGCAUUAAUCUUCCACACACAAAAUAUCGGUAUACAGCUUGUAUAGUAGUGUAAAAAACACACAUACAUAAAAAAACAACAGAAAUAUCUCAAUGAGUUAUAUCGUAAUUGAGUGUAACAUCUGAACAUGUUCAUAUUAAACAUGUCCGUGACAUUUCUGUGUUGUACGAAUUCAUAUGGAAAAUAUUUUAUAACGAAGUAAUUUUCUUAUAAAUAAGUGUCAAACUUAUUAACAAAAUUAUUAAUUUUCUUUGAAAAUAUAUAUAUUCGAUAAUUAGAUUUUCUUUUAAUUCGCACACUGAUAUCAUUCGUUAAAUUAUAUGACUGAAUCACUAAAUUGUGUGUAAUUUUCUGCUAUGCAUGAUUUUAUGUGACGCUCUAAGUGAUACUCUUUGCAAUGUAUUACAAUUAAAUAGUAAUUAAGAUUACUCGUUGGUACAAUAGUACAAUUACAAUAAAAAACAAUGGCUGGUACCUUUGAUCAAUAUGAUAAAUCCAGUUGGUACUUCGGUGCUAUGUCACGCCAGGAUGCUUCUGAUUUAUUAAUGGGAGAAAAAGAAGGUGGUGUUUUUUUAGUACGUGAUAGUACAUCUAUCCAUGGAGACUUUGUCCUUUGCGUUCGAGAAGAUAGUAAAGUUAGUCAUUAUAUAAUUAAUAAGAUACCACAGGGUGAUCAAAUAUGUUAUCGAAUUGGUGAUCAAAUGUUUCCUGAUAUUCCACAUCUUUUGGCAUUUUAUAAACUCCAUUACCUUGAUACAACACCAUUGAUUAGACCUGCACCGAAAAAAACUCAAAAAGUAAUUGCAAAAUAUGAUUUUGAGGGUAAUGAUCCAGAUGAUUUGCCAUUUAGAAAAGGAGAAAUUCUUACUGUGAUCUCAAAAGAUGAAGAGCAGUGGUGGACAGCCAGGAACAGUGUAGGUCAAACUGGAUCUGUCCCAGUUCCUUAUGUGCAAAAAUAUGAAGAGGACAGUCAUGCUAGUAUCGAAAAUAAUACACGAUUGGAAACAGGUGGCAACACUUCUGCAUCUAAUUCUAAUUCAAUUCCUCCUUCUUUAUCACACGUAUCUCAUUCAGAAACAGGAUCAGGUACUGCUACACGUAGAUCAAAUAUUCAGAGAACAUUACCUGCUUUUGCAAAAGUGAAACAAGCAAGAGUACCGAAUGCAUAUGAUAAAACAGCUCUAAAAUUAGAAGUAGGUGACAUGAUAAAGGUAACAAAAACAAAUAUAAAUGGCCAAUGGGAAGGUGAAUUGCAUGGCAAAGUAGGUCAUUUUCCAUUUACACAUGUAGAAUUUGUAGAUAAUGAAACUGGUGAAGACAAUCAAGAAAUUUAACAGAAAUCUUCCAAAAAUAAUGUACAGAACGUGUGAUCAAUGAAGACCAUUUUAUCACCUCAAUUUACUAGUAUUGCAGCUAUUUUAUGUACCAAUACAGAGAUUUACACUUCUAUGAUCAUAAAAACAACAUUAAUUUUUUUUAAGUUGAAAACAUGUGUGUGUGUGCGUGCGUGCGUGCGUGCGUGCGUGUGUGUGUGUGUGUGUGUGUGUACGUGAGCGCGCGUUUGUGUGUGUAUGUAUAUUUGUAAGAGAAAAAAAUGGAAUCACGAAGAAUAAAAUACACAUUAAAACAAUCUAUUAAUUGAUAAAAAUUAAACUUAUAUAUGCUUCAUAUCUGUAUAAAUGGAUAUGCUUUCUAUUAAAUUAAAACUUUCAUCUUUCAAAGUUAGUUUGUAGAGUGUAAGUUCAUUGAAGCACAAAAAAAAUACCAUUUAAACUCAAUACAUGAAUACAAUUUCACAUAUACAUAUGUAUAUCUACACAUACAUUUAUCUACACAUACAUUUACAUGUGCUCUUAAAAGAUAUUCAAGUAAUAGCCUGAUGCUGGCCUGUAAUAAAUAAAAAGAAUUGUUUAUAUAAGUUAUGGAAAGAGUUUACAGUAAGAUUAUAUCUACUGUUGGAUAAAAAACAGCUUACAUAUUAAAUUCAUAAUUAAAGUAUAUUAUUGAAUCAUAUUAUAUUGUUUUUUAGACUGGUUUAUAUGAAAUAAAAUGUAUCUAUAUUACUAAGUUAUACUUCUCUUAUGUUAAUAUCUAAGUUUUUCCAUGAAUGAUUACAUUUAAUGUAUAGAAGUAUUUUCUAGUCGUUUGAUGACUAUUGUAGAGCUAUUUUGCAGAAAUAUUUUAUUAUUCUAUUAAAUCCUAUUAACGUGAAUCACAAUCAAAUAUUUAAACAAAAUUAAUAUACAUAGUAUAAAAUGAACUUUUGACAAAAACUGGAAAUUAAUAUCAGCAUUAUACGAUUUUUUCUUAUGAUAUUUAAAAGAAUGUUAAAAAGAAUAGAAUUUAUGUAUAAAUAAUAUUAUGUAUAGAUAAUAGAAGAUUUUUUAUUAUAUACUUUAUGCGCUCAAUUGUUUAAUUAUAAAAGUUUAUUUAGAGGCAUCCAAAAUAUCUUUGUGUUGGUACAUGCAUUGUACACUGCUUACUAUUAGUCAUAGAUCGUGUUCUCAAAAAAUGAUACACUAAUAAAAAAUGUAUUUAAUGAUGGAAACAUGAAUUGCAUUACAAAUUGCAUUAUAUAUAUAUAUAUUAUAUAUAAAAUCUUUUAUAUGUGAAUUUGUGUAGGUCUUUAUGUUAUUACUGUAAUAUUUGCUUUUGAUAUAUCUCAAAACUUAAAAGUUCCUAGUUAUAAAAAGUAUGAUUUACUUUUAAAGAUUGCAACAAUUUAUACUGUAAAAUAUGCACAACAUAUUAUAUAAAAUUUUUUUUCUUAAAAGCAUUUGAUAUUUCCAUCAUCAUACAAUAAGUAAACAUGUUCUUCCUAAAAACAUUUACAGUAUUAAAAAAUAAAUAAUAUUGCAAAUAUAUUAUAUCUACACGCGAAAUUUAUGUGUAUGAGAACAUUUUGAGCACAAAAAAAAAAGAAAAAAAAAUCGAUUCGAUGAUAUUGUAUUUAUCGUAUUUCAAGGGAACAUUUCUAAUAGCAUUUUACUUUACGUGGCAUUAUAAUGUAGACAACAUUUUUAUUUCGAAUUAAAUAAAACUUUCACCCACUUUGCUGUAAGUAGAAAAAAAAGGGGCAUGCGAAUCGAAAUUCCUGUGGUAUUAUUCACACGAACUACCGCCUAUAAUGCGGAAAUUAUUGUUACCGAGAAAUAUGCGUUUAUAUAUGGUAUGAAUGGGCGUAUGAAUGCGUCAACAUAGACUCUACAGCUGGAUACUGAGGAGCCUCGCUUAAUAUUAAUAUAACAUCAGAUAAUCUACUAUAACAUAUAUUAAUUGUGUAUAUAUAUAUAUAUAUAUAUAUAUAUAUAUAUAUAUAUAUAUUUUAUAUUAAUUUAGUUUAAUUAAGUACUAAAAAUUAGUAACUAAAUCAGGACGCACUGAGCACUUUUUUCAGGCAGCAUCAUGAUCAUAAAAAUAUAAAUGUAUAAAUUGAAAUAAGUAAAAUGUGCCAUUGUGUACAAAUUUUAUUUUUAAUCAUCAUAAUUUUAAUAUAACACGGUGCUUAACGUGUAUUUUCGUUUUAAGUUAUUAUACAUACAUAUAUACAUGUUAACAUUUAUGUUUUUAAACACCCUUGUGUGUCCAAAAAUAUAUCUAUAUAUAUAUAUAUAGAUUAUAUAAUUUUACAAUUUAAAGAUUUUUCAUAGAGUUCUUCUGUUUUUCUAAGAUUAUCUCAUAUUGCAUUAUUAAUUACAGUAAUCAAUUUAUGCAAAACUUCGUUUAUAAAUGAUGAUCUAUAUCUAGUAACCGAUGACCUAGAUAAAACAAUUGAGAUAUGAUAAGAUAUAAUAAUGUAUAUUUUUCUAAACGUGCACAAACAUAUUUAAUUUUUGUUCGUAAUAAAUUAAAUUUUUAUUAGCAAACGAAUGUACUGAUAGAUUAAUGCUGUAUGAGGUAGGUAAGUAAUAGCGCAAUAACAUAAAAUUUAUAAUGUAUUAUUCCAUCAUUGCAUAUAUCAAUAAAUGACAGUUACAUCAGACAAUAAAA
Molecule: messenger RNA, 4065 nt
Organism: Vespa crabro (European hornet)
Lineage: Eukaryota; Metazoa; Arthropoda; Insecta; Hymenoptera; Vespidae
Gene: Crk
Product: adapter molecule Crk
Exons: 3
Coding region: 540-1409 (289 amino acids)
Molecular function (GO): protein binding
Source: RefSeq, a predicted model, not a curated record